Naegleria fowleri is the source of this 1344-nucleotide messenger RNA. RefSeq lists its product as uncharacterized. Lineage: Eukaryota; Heterolobosea; Eutetramitea; Acrasida; Naegleriidae. The coding region runs from base 1 to 1344 and encodes 447 amino acids. The record is from RefSeq and is a predicted model, not a curated record. The transcript has a single exon.
AUGAAACGAAAAACAUCAUCAUUGCUUGAUUUUGUUCCCGAAAAGUAUAUCAAAAAAAUCAAAUUUAAUCCACAACAAACCGAAGAAUGUUUGAACGAGGAUAUUUGGGUGAAAAUCAUGGAGUAUUUAACAUGCCAAGAGGUGCUUUUAACGAUGAUGCUUGUUUCUAAAAAAAUAUUUCAGUUCGCUCGUGAGGUCCCUUUGAAGUUGAGCGUCGAUUAUGUUACAAGGGAAGACGUGUUCAAUAGUUCCAACGUAAAGCGUAUUUCAAGUAUCAACAUAGGAGAAGCAUCUCAUAUUCCUUGUAGUAUCAUGCAAUAUAUUGAUGAAGUACGUAAGAACGAUAUUAUUGGAGCAGACAAGUUAAUGAACUCAGACAAAAUACUUGGUUUAACCUCUCUAACUUUGCACAGCGAGUCCACACAGGGAAUUCAAAGCAUUUUUAAAGAUAACUCUAAGCUGAAGAACUUGAAACAAUUAACAAUUCACCAAGCAUGUUUUUAUCCUUUUGCAUAUGAAUCAAUAUUACAGAAUACCAAUCUUGCAAGUAUUGAUAGCAUAACAUUAGAUUUUUUUGAAGCAACAUAUAAAACUUGUCACGAUUCAUAUCCAGUCACUCCACUUGCAGAAUCUCCAAUAUUCAAGAACGCUCGCUCAUUCCACAUUUUGAAUAGCUGGCAAUUUCAAGACAAGGAAAUAAUGGACCUUUUUCAAAGCCCUAAUUUUCAAAACAUUAACAAUAUUACAUUGGACUGUGAUAACUUGACAACCAAAACAAUCCAAACUCUUGCAAGUUCAAAGUUAGACAUUCAUUAUCUCAAAAUUACUGCUCCAUCAGAUUGCACAAGUGAUACACUACUUGAAGUGGUUACUGUUGCAAAGCCAUUUCAAAAUUUGCAUAGCUUAAUUAUACUUUACUGUGACCCAAUUCAAAACACUACCUUUAUGGAUUUUGUUAAGAAGGGACCACAACGAAAUCUGAAAACUUUAGAUCUUUGCUUGCAAGAAGUCGAUGUUCAUGUGAUCAAUUGCAUUUCCAGAGAAUCCAAAUUUAGAAAUAUUGAGCACUUGGCUUUAUGUGACGAGCGUGAGUUUGUCGAUCUCGAUUCCUUGAUUGAAUGGACGAAAUGGAAACCGGCAAAAGUAUUGUCAUUCUUUGGAACAAGCUGCUGCAGAUUUAUCUCUGAAGAGGAGUUCAAUAUCUUUCUUGAUCAUUUGGAAUUGAGUAAUUGGAGAUCAGUCAAGAAUUUUCACCUCGAUUUUAUACCCUUAGAAUGUUUGGGGAGACUCCGUUCAAUUCUUUUUCAUUCCACGGUCACCACAGACGAAUUUGACGAAGAGUAA